AUGAGAUCUCCCGAUUGCCUUCUAUCCCAAAACGGCCUCUCCUAAUGUCUCCCUUCCCUCGUUAUAUAACCCCGCCAGCCAACCCGGCUCCACAAGGUCGCACUCAAUCGCUCAUCCGCCUUCUUGUAGCACAUCCUCCGCCGUUCCUCUCCAUAUAACACACCCCAGUGCUCCCAUGUCUUCCUCCCCACAAAUCCUCUCGACGCCCGCCAUGCCCACCCCACCCGUCCUCCCGCGUCGCGCCUCUGCACUCAACACCCGCCUCCACGUCCGCCCAGAGGAGCCGCCCAUCCCACCCCGCCUCAUCGGCUCUCCUCUCCUCGAGAAGCUCAUGACUUCCCCAUCGACGUCGCCCAGGAGCGCGCAGGAGAUGUGGAUAGAUGGGGACGAGUUCAGCGUACGCAAAAACGGACACGCCGUGCUCAGCAGCGCGCCCACACAGCCGCAGCACAACACGCGCUAUGCAGCACAUCCAUCAUCCAUCCCAGCCUCGUUCGCCGCUGCAGGUGUCAAGCUCGGGUCGCCAACGGGCAAGAGGUGUGUGACCCCCGCUGGCGCCUACGGUCUCCCCCAGCUCACCCAUACCUCUCCCAGCUCGCGUCCCAUCGCUACCUAACAUCCCGCCCCCGCGGCGCUUUCCAUCUCGAGUCCAAUUGUCGCACAUGAGCUAAAACGCCUUGUGAUGCAAACGACGCCCACCUCUUCGCGCCGGAGCUGUACGUCAUAGCAAGGGCAAGAGGGUGUUUCCACGCCCCAUCACAAACAUCCCCUCCCUCUCCGAUAGCACGCGCCAUCUACGACGCACGUAGCAUCGUCAUCGACGCCUGCCAGUCACCUGGUCGUUCGCGCGCUAUCGUGCCCUGCUGGCAUCCCUUGGCGACCGUUUUAGGAGUGUCCCGCACCCCUGUUGGUCGUCGCACCAAGUCUAUGCCUUGAUCGGCUCGCCUCCCGCGCGCUAGCCCCUCCUAUCUGCGCAGACGCGACCGACACCGGUGCUUCGCACCAACGGAUAUCACACUUAGAAAAAUGUUUUCUGCUUCUGUCGCAUCCACAUUGGUUUCAUCGCAGCAAAUUCCUCACUUCCCAUACAUCUCUUUUUGGCACUUGUCUCACGGGCUGUGUAUAUAUAGUCUUUUCUGGCUUCUUCGCUGCGCACACGCUUUCUUGGGCUUGGUGUACACUCUUAACUUCAGGCAAUCUCCAUCCCCUGCCUUUCUCGUGCACAUUCAUGACGAGCUUUCUCCGUCUGCUGCAUCGCGCCCCAUUUGUCCACGCUGCUCAUCAUCAUCGCCGCUCGUCAUUCCCCCAAGUCGGUUCCCCCCUCGGCUUCGUGCCCUCGUUCCUCUAUCAAGUCUUCUUCAUAUCGUCCUCCCUUUACAUAUGCCGGGAGGCAUCUCUUCUUUGACGUCCCUAACACCCCAACCUCUUCGGACAGCACGAGAUCUUCUCCACCUGUCCUGGAGUCAUCUGACGGUCGGACUCUGUACACAUUGGCUUUGCAUUAUUAUUACACGGACCGAUGCUUGGCUGUAGUGUAGAGACGUACUGUAGUAACUUGAGAGUAAUCUCACUCACCUGCGUUUGAGACGCCGAAUCUUGCUCAUGCUGUGGAGCGAACGUGUUCGUGGGCUGUGUGCUGCGCAGGACGCAUGUUGUC
Messenger RNA from Phanerochaete carnosa HHB-10118-sp, 1657 nucleotides. RefSeq lists its product as uncharacterized. Lineage: Eukaryota; Fungi; Basidiomycota; Agaricomycetes; Polyporales; Phanerochaetaceae. The transcript has a single exon. The record is from RefSeq and is a predicted model, not a curated record. Bases 176 to 616 code for a protein of 146 amino acids.